AUGUGUCUCGAGCUAUGCAAUUCGGGCUGCAUACGAGACCUUGCGACUACAAACCAUCAAGCUCAUCGCAAUGCCGCUUUGAUCGCUAUCAUUUUCAAUUCGCGAACUAUCAUGGCUUCUUUAUGGCCUCGUCGAUUACGCGACAAGAUCUGGCCGGAACCUUUGCCUCCACUCGGAAGCUUCAAUGGAAAAACUGUCCUCGUCACUGGCGCGACCGCAGGCCUCGGUUUAGCUGCGGCUAUCCAUUUCGUCAGGUUCGGCGCCGUGGUGAUCAUCACAUCGCGAAGCAAAGAACAGGGACAGACUGCGAAAAAUACCAUCGAAACCCUGACCGGGACUAUCGGUCAAGGAAAGGUACAUAUUAUGCAGCUUGAUAUGAACACUUAUCGUUCAUGUGUAGACUUUGUCGAAGAAUUGAAGAAGAGCAAAGUGUGCCGUGCCGGUCUGGAUGUUGCGGUGCUCAAUGCAGGACUCAUCAACAUUGACUUUCAAAAAAGUCCCCAAGGAUGGGAACAAACUAUCCAGAUCAAUACCCUGAGCACUACGUUGCUUGGAUUACUCUUGUUAGACUGGAUGACAAUUGGCGAGCGCAGUGAUGCAUUGGCCCGACACUUAGUUUUUGUAACAUCUCGGGACCAUUUACUUCCAGAUAUCAGCAAUUGGGAAGGGUACUCUGUCGAUGGCGGAAUUCUCGAACACUUCAACAACGAGAGCCACUGGCCUCAGGGUUCAUUGGAUCCAAACUAUUGCGAGAGUAAGCUGAUGGUAACAUAUGCGAUCGAGAAAAUGUGUGAAAAAGUCGCAAAGGCUGAUGGCGGGGUCCCAGUCAUUGUCAACAAGGUUUGUCCGGGUCUUGUUUAUUCGGACAUCGGGCGAUCAAUAUCCAAGAUCUCAUGGACAAUGAAGUUGUUUGUGGCAUUUUACCUCAGCACGCUCGGCAAGUCGACCGACUACGGUUCCAGGUUAUAUCUCUCGGCAGCACGUACGCUUCCACAUGAGCACGGGAAAUUCCUAGUAUCAUUAUAUACAGAUGAUGAGUACGAGAAACUAGCUGAGCCCAACCUCAAAAGCGAAACUGCAUUAAGGGUGCGGGAACUCGUCUGGGGCGAAAUCCUUGACGAGCUCAAAGCACAUGUUCCGAGCUUGAGGGAAAUUCGAUAUCUAUGA
Molecule: messenger RNA, 1167 nt
Organism: Periconia digitata
Lineage: Eukaryota; Fungi; Ascomycota; Dothideomycetes; Pleosporales; Periconiaceae
Source: the annotation of a GenBank genome assembly